ACCCCCUGCAAGGCAACCUUCGAAAAAAGGAAAAAUCUUGCAACCAUUAACAUUUAACACGUCCUACCAGCUUACUGUGGGUUACCAGAUCUCUCUCUCUCUCUCUCUCUCUCUCGAGACGCUCUCCGUUUCUUGCUCGGAGGAAAAAGGGGCACUGUCCGACCGAAGGCUUGAUUGGCGAGCGUUUUUAUAAAAAAGAUGGUUUCGGCGAGUACGUCGUGUUGAGGCGUAGGCGCCCAGUCCAGUUGUGGCUGUUUAUCUGCUACUUUUUCAGUAAAUGGGCUGCUUCCACUCUACACAAAGAAGACAAUUCCCUGGUUACGAGGACCCUGUGACUCUUGCCUCGCAGACAGCUUUCAGUGUCAGUGAAGUUGAAGCACUAUUUGAGCUAUACAAGAGCAUCAGCGGCUCUCUAGUUGACGAUGGGUUGAUAAAUAAGGAAGAGUUUCAGUUGGCUUUAUUCAAGAACAGGAAGAAGGAGAAUCUCUUUGCCAAUCGGAUCUUUGAUCUUUUUGAUGUUAAGCAUAAGGGAUCCAUUGACUUUGGUGACUUCGUUAGAUCUCUUAAUGUCUUCCAUCCAAAUGCUUCUCAAGAAGAUAAGAUUGAUUUCUCCUUCAAGCUAUAUGAUUUGCAUGGUACUGGAUUUAUCGGACGUCAAGAUGUCAAGCAAAUGUUGAUUGCCCUUCUAUGUGAGUCAGACAUGAAAUUGGCUGAUGACACGAUUGAGAUAAUACUCGAUAAGACUUUCUUGGAAGCUGAUGUGAACCAGGAUGGGAAAAUCGAUAGGGAUGAGUGGCAGAACUUCGUUUCCAAGAACCCAUCGUUGUUAAAAAUCAUGACCCUCCCCUAUUUGAGGGACAUAACGACUACUUUUCCUAGUUUUGUGUUCAACUCUGAAGUCGAUGAGAUUGCUACGUAGAGGAAGCGGGGGUGCGGGAUGUUUAAUGCCCCUAGACUUCAGUACUAGAGAUUGCUUUAAUUUAGAAAUGAUGGAGACAAACAGAGUUUCAGGGUCGACAUGGUUUUUUUCUCCCCUGUUUCAAUUUGCUGAUGGCUAGAGGAUAAUAUCUCGAAGGUCUGCAGCAGCAAUGUAAAGCAUCAUUGAUGGGAUUGGCAAUUUGUAGUCAUUGUUUUUAUGUCUAACGCAGUCGACUAGUGCACGGCAUGGCACGGCAAGGGUGUUGCAUCGAGAGCGUUUCAAUUGUAUUGUGAUGACAUGCCUUGUGGAGGCAACUAUGUGAGAGUUUGUGUUUGUUUGAUUGAAAUGGAUUUGUCCACAUAUCAAGUGAGAAUAGCGAGACAGUAAAACAGAGAUGAGAAGACGAACUUAUCAAGUGGAACACGAGUCUUGGAAACCCCUACACUUCAUACGAGAUGAUUGUCAAAUAGAGACAACAGGCAUUAGGUA
Messenger RNA from Eucalyptus grandis, 1408 nucleotides. Its product is annotated as calcineurin B-like protein 9. The transcript has 9 exons. Gene Ontology annotation, biological process: calcium-mediated signaling. Gene Ontology annotation, molecular function: calcium ion binding; kinase binding. The record is from RefSeq and is a predicted model, not a curated record. Bases 278 to 919 code for a protein of 213 amino acids. NCBI's taxonomy places the organism in Eukaryota, Viridiplantae, Streptophyta, Magnoliopsida, Myrtales, Myrtaceae.